Sparassis crispa is the source of this 327-nucleotide messenger RNA. RefSeq lists its product as hypothetical. NCBI's taxonomy places the organism in Eukaryota, Fungi, Basidiomycota, Agaricomycetes, Polyporales, Sparassidaceae. Bases 1 to 327 code for a protein of 108 amino acids. The transcript is spliced from 5 exons. The record is from RefSeq and is a predicted model, not a curated record.
AUGGGAUGGUUCAGUGACGACAGCAGCCAGGCUGAUGCCUACAACCAGGUCACGACUGGCAACAAACCCGAGGUCUCGCAUGAGCUCCUCGCGGCUGCUGCCUCUUUUGCCGCGGCAAAGUCCUACGAGGACCACGUCGCAAAGAACGGUCACCCAACGUCGCAUGCUGAGGCAAAGGAGUUGCUCGCUGCCUUAUCCGGUGGUUUCAUCGAUCGCUUGGUAGAGACUAAGGGUUUCGACCUCGUUGACAAGGAGAAGGCUAAGAGACAGGCUAAGGAGCAGGCACAGGAAGCUCUUGCCAACUCUGGCCAGUACUCUCAGGCUUAA